UUUUUUCCGAGUACAUGAUACCAUACAGCAUCCAUAUCAAACUUGCACGAGCCGCACUAACAUUAAACUUUCAUAUCAAGGCGGGGGCCUCAAACUAGUGUCCUGCGGGCCACAUUUGGCCCGCUUGGCCGCGUGUUUGAGACCCCUGCACUAGAGUCUUAACUCUGGUUCCCUUGGGGACACAUUUACUGUGACACUGCUCCAGCACAAGUUUCAUUUAUGUCUUGCACUUGGGCUGUUUACGAUUGUAAAGCCAUUUAAAGGUGCAAGGAAGUACGCUUGAAGUAUGCUUGUCAGGAAAACACAAGGUACCGCUAACCUGUGUGUGUCUACGUAAUAUUAUUUAUAUCUAAUGUCUUAUUUUCUCUAAUUAUGUCUACUCUAUAGGGUAAUGCACAUGUCAAGGUGACUAUAGGGGUGUUAUUUUAUGUCUGGAGGGCUCUAAUAUUGUUCAAAUGUGCAUUUCAUUUAUUACAAUUGAGUGCGCCCUGUGAUUGGCUGGCGACCAGUCCAGGGUGUACCCCGCCUUACGCCCGAAGACAGCUGGGAUAGGCUCCAGCACCCCCCCCCCCCCGACCCUCGUGAGGAAAAAGCGGUAGAAAAUGAAUGAAUGAAUGAAUUGAGUGCUACUUCAAAGCAAUUCACUUGUUCAGCAAGAACAAAGAAAAGAAUUAUCCAACAUGUACUUACGAUGUCGUACUUCUGGUUUUCCAAUAAUAUUGUGACGAACAAUUUAUUUAGGUUUCUUUGUCAUAAUAAUAUUACUUUGAAAAGAUUCUUAUAUAAUGUUUCGUGUGGGUGAUUAACGGUGGCGGAGUGCAGGUGUGUAAUGGGAGGCUCACUUGCCUGAUUUGAGCUUCCAUUGGUUCACACACCGGAGUGGAAAAGUUGGCAGGUCGACUCGUCGGGAGGAGACGCCAAAGGUGGCCAAGGUCAGUUCCCCAUCACUCAGAACGUGACGGCGCUGGAGGGCGCGGCCGCCAACAUGACCUGCAGGGUGGAUUUCAAUGACAACACCUCCCUCCAGUGGUCCAACCCCGCACAGCAGACGCUCUUCUUUGGAGACAAGAAAGCUCUGCGAGACAACCGGAUCGAGCUGGUGCGAGCGUCCUGGCAGGAGCUCACCAUCAGGAUCAGCGAUGUCAGCCUGGCGGACGAAGGACAGUAUACGUGCUCGCUCUUCACCAUGCCCGUCAAGACCACCAAGGCCUUCCUCACCGUCUUAGGAGUACCGGAGCGGCCAGAGAUUACGGGUUUCACAAGUCCUGCUUUGGAAGGCGAGGUCAUCACUCUGACUUGCACCACGACGGGCAGCAAGCCGGCUGCCAACAUCCGGUGGUUCCGGAAUGACCAGGAGGUCCAAGGCUCCAUGGAGGUGAUGUCCACGGGGAAGUCCUUCCUGGUGAGGAGCAGCUUGUACUUCCAGGUGGACAGAGGAGAUGAUGGCGUGGCCUACACUUGCAUGGUGGAACACGUGUCCCUGUCCAGCCCUUACAUGACCACCGAAGUCCUGCAGGUCCAAUACGCUCCUCAUGUGGAGAUCAGACACGCUAUGAGCAUCCCACAGGAGGGACAGUACUUCAAACUGGAGUGCUUCUCCAGAGGAAACCCCAUACCAGAACCGGUGCUGUGGUCCAAAGACGGAGGCGAGCUGCCCGACAUGGAGCGCAUGAUUGUGGAGGGGAGAGAGCUCACCAUCACCACGCUGAACAAAACGGACAACGGCACGUACCGCUGCGAGGCCAGCAACCACCUGGGGACCAGCAGCGCUGAAUAUGUACUCUUCGUUUACGAUCCGAAUGCCAUCGGACAGCACGGCCCCGACCACGCGCUAAUCGGCGGCGUUGUAGCGGUGGUGGUCUUCAUCACGCUGUGUUUGAUCAUCGUCCUGGGGCGCUACCUCGCUAGACAUAAAGGGACGUAUCUCACGCAUGAGGCCAAAGGGGCGGAGGACGCCCCCGACGCCGACACCGCCAUCAUCAACGCGGAAGGCAACCACGUGCAUGCGGAGGAGAAGAAGGAAUAUUUCAUUUAGGUUUUUUUUGGGGGGGGGUUUUGGACUACAGACAUGCAAUUUGAAGCUGCCUCAAUGUGACCACAUGAUCGCCCACUUCCUGCUUGAUUUCAUCGCCAUUCACAGGCCACAUCUUGGGAGUUGUGUUACCGGGCAGGACUCUUGGAUGGAGGCUUUUUUUUUGGGAUGUGUACCCCGCCUCAACACUGCAUAGCGAGAUCCCAAAGUCCACCCGACAAAAAAAAAAAAAAAAAAAAAGAAAAAAGAAGCACAAUCUUCCGGUUGUUUGUUGAUUGAAGCGGCUAUGUCUCGCCGCCAUUCCUUUUCCCACUCCGACUUUUUUGCAGAAGAAGACGCUACCGAGUUAAAAGCACAAAUUGCGAGAGCUGGACGCAGGAAGCGGAACGCCGAGACCUGGUUCUCGUGUCAGGAUUUGAGUCCAGAUGGAAGAAGAGCGGCGUCGCCUGGUAGUUUCAUGGAAAAAAAAAAACACUGCUCAAUAUGUGAAUAUCGCUGUUCUAUACUUUGCUGGCGUGAAUAUUGGUGACGAAUAUCGUUAAGUCUCGGAUCCCUGCGGCGUUUUCGACAUUGGAGAUUUGGUCCAAUGAAAAGCACGUGUUGCCCGUACGGCUUUUUGUCCGGAAAUACAAAAAAUUGAGAAAAAUGUUGGGCAGCGAUGAUACACAAUAUUUAAAGUGUUCCAUCAAACUUGUUGUUUUUUUUUUUAAGUUUAAGUAGUUUGGCCAUGUAAAUAUCGUGUAAAUAUUGGACAUUUUAGUCAAGAAAAAUCAAUACUUCUAAUUUCAUUUUCAUAUCAUUCGCCGUUUUUUGUUUUUUUUUGCUUUUUUCUACAAAGGAGUAGCACGGCCAUACUGGAAAGAACAUUGAAAUAAGUCAAAAUGUGAAUAUUUAAAUCCUUUUGAAUACAAAAAAUAAUAAUAAUAAUAAUAAAAUAAUAAAUAAAUAAUUCAAAAAAUUAAUUCUGUUGGAAUUUUAAUAGAAUGAAGUCAUAUUACAAAAAAAUAAUCCAUAAUUUUAUUUUAAAAAGGAAAGAAAGAAGGAAAAAUAUACCAAUGCCAUAACUUGAUGACAAUAGAAAUAAAGAGGUACUUUUACGAGCAUAAAGUUGAUAUAUUACGAGAAAUUCAUAAUAUUGAUAAGAAUUACUUUUAAAAAAGACUUAAUAUUACAAUAAAAAGUAGAAUAUCAAAAUAUAUUUGAAAAAUAAUAAUUUUCCAAGAACAAAGUUCUCCUCAAACUGCAAGAAAUUGCAUUGUAAUUUUAGUAUUAAAAUAUAUGGAUCCGAAUUUAUGAGGAAAAUGUAAGAAUGUGGUAAUUUGGACGUAACUGAGCAUGAGCGUCACGUCGUGAAUGACGUCAUCUUACAAGAAUGACUUCAUAAGAAAAGAAUAAAGUCUUUGACAAUAUAUAUAUUGUGACAAUAUAAAAAUAAAGUUGGAAUUCCAAGACAUUAUCGCGUAAUAUCAUAUAUUUCAUGAUAUAACACAUGAUAAUGCCAUUUUAUGACAACAAAGUCAUGCUUCCAUGUGAGAAUAUUACUAUAAUUACUAAUAUUAUUACAAGAUUUAGUGGAAUAAUGUGCCAAAAAUAAAUCAACAAGUAGGUAUUAGGAUCAUUUUAUAACAAUACAGUUGUUAUUUAAUAAAUGAUGGCUCAUAUCAUUACAAGAAUGAAUGGAAUAUUAUGACAAUGAGGUUGAAAUAUUACAGGAAGUUAAUGUAAAUGUAUGAGAAUGAUAUUGUAGUAUUACAAGAAUGACGGUAAUAAGACGAGGGAAAAAGUCUGAAUGUUACCUCAGGAGAGCCAAAAUGGAUACCGCUGUAACAUCAACAUAUGAUGUACAAAAACAUUAUUACAGUAUUUGAAAAUAUGGGAUGACUUGCUCACUUGUUAAUAUAAAAUUGUGGCCAUUUUUCCUCUUAAUACUGACGCUGAUGUUGUCAUUUCCCAAAUUUGUCAUGUGAUUGUAAUGUUUUGUUUUUUUUUCCGUGUGGCUCCAAAGACUCCUUCAAGCUGGGAUUGGAAUGUUGGGGGGUGGGGAGGGUGUAUUUAUUUAUGUAUUUAUGACCAUAAUUGCCACGUCGUAUAUAAUCCAGAGUAUUCUAGCUGUCCUUACUAGUACAGUAGUGGUCUUAGGUUCUUAUUUCUCUUGUAUUGAUCAUCAAAAUGGACACAAGGAUCACCGUUAUGGCCUUUGAGUUUGCUGCAAACGUUGGUGAAUCAAACCCGCCGUCGCUGUAUAAAAGUCACAUGACGCACCAACGCUUCUUUUCACGCCAUCAAGAACUCAUUUUGUAGAAAAACAAGAAAAUUACAAAAACAUUUUGAAAUUGCUGUAAGUAAUUCGCUUUUUAUGAGGGGUGUGUGUGUGCGUGUGUGUGUGUGUGAAAAUGGGUGUGCGUGUCAUUCUUUUCUUCCUGGCUUAAUAUGAAAUAUUGAUUUUUCAACUAUGCCACUGUAAAGACGCAGUGUAGAGACACGCGGAAAAGAACCAGAAGAUUAAAAUAAGAAUUGAAAGUGUCAACUUGUUAUUGUCUGUUCUUCUUCUAUUUUCCUUGUGAAUGUGACUUUUACGGAGGAAAGAAGAAGAACCCUGCUGUCAGUCACAAAGGUCAUCCAUGUCACCUGGCCACCGCAUCACGAGCAAGAACCCUGUUGCUUUUGGUAAGGUCAGAGGUCAACGCACUGAUGUUU
Molecule: messenger RNA, 4729 nt
Organism: Doryrhamphus excisus (bluestripe pipefish)
Lineage: Eukaryota; Metazoa; Chordata; Actinopteri; Syngnathiformes; Syngnathidae
Product: cell adhesion molecule 2
Biological process (GO): homophilic cell-cell adhesion
Source: RefSeq, a predicted model, not a curated record